GGUGCCCAGACGGCCGCGUGUGUGGGAGGGGAUGUCCUGAGAUGCCCUCCACCCGGCAGUCCCCGCUCUGACGUGGGUGCCCCCCCUCUCCCCGCCCGGAUUAGUGGCAGCUUGGCCUGACUCUCCGGGGCUCCUUCCCCCGCCCCCGCCCGCUGCCCGCCCCUGGGCAGGGGGCUGCUCCGCCCGAGGGGCACUCGUGCUUGCCCAGGGUGCUGGAGGAGGAAACCGGCGGAGCAGCUUCCCCACUCUCAGUUGCGCGUCUGGCGAUGGCGAUCAGAGGUCCUGCUGCCCUCUCCGCUGGGCUCUCCCUCCAUUAGCCGCGCCGCUCCGCGCUGCGCCCUCGCUGGUGCCUCUCUCCCGGGUCGCGGGAUCGGCCCCCCUUCCAGGCACGACCCCCUCCCCCCGGCCCCCCGGCCUUUCCCCCCAGCUCCGCCAUCUCCGACCCGGGGCGCGCGUUCCCCCCGGCCCGGCUCCCUCUCUCCCUCCGGGGGCACCCGCUCCCUAGCCCCGGCCCGGCCCUCCCCGCGGCGCAGCACGGAGUCUCGGCGUCCCAUGGCGCAACCCACGGCCUCGGCCCAGAAGUUGGUGCGGCCGAUCCGCGCCGUGUGCCGCAUCCUGCAGAUCCCGGAGUCCGACCCCUCCAACCUGCGGCCCUAG
Molecule: messenger RNA, 657 nt
Organism: Dama dama (fallow deer)
Lineage: Eukaryota; Metazoa; Chordata; Mammalia; Artiodactyla; Cervidae
Gene: HRURF
Product: HR upstream open reading frame
Exons: 2
Coding region: 553-657 (34 amino acids)
Source: RefSeq, a predicted model, not a curated record